Molecule: messenger RNA, 2681 nt
Organism: Esox lucius (northern pike)
Lineage: Eukaryota; Metazoa; Chordata; Actinopteri; Esociformes; Esocidae
Gene: haus3
Product: HAUS augmin-like complex, subunit 3
Exons: 6
Coding region: 126-2126 (666 amino acids)
Biological process (GO): spindle assembly; centrosome cycle
Cellular component (GO): centrosome; HAUS complex; mitotic spindle
Source: RefSeq, a predicted model, not a curated record
UCGUUUUAGAUGUGAACGCGCGCAUUUUCUCUGAGGUGGUGAACUGGCUGUAAGUGGAUAAACUAUCGAAAAAUCUAAAGUUUUUUUCUUCAAAGUCAUUGCCGGCAGGAUCAGCUGUCGUCGUCAUGUCAGAUGGUACUCAGUUUGUCGAGGCUCUGCGUCGGCUAGGUUACCCAGGUUCCUCAUCUCUAAAGGGCUCUGAAUUUGACUGGCUGUUCGACUGUGCUCCGGAAAACCUCCACCUUCUCCGUUUCGUCUGCCGUACCCUCAAUCAAGGAAAUGUCCUUACCCCGGAAGAGGCCAGAGCCUUCAAGGCGCUCCGCGCCUCAGGCAAGCCCAUCCUCGACGAGGACGCAUUAGGAGAGGUCCUCAAGACCUGUGGGCCCACGGCUAGAAGAGGUUUGGCUGGGCCCUUGUCGUCUUUGGCGGAGGGGGAGGCUAGCGUGGAAGAUCUAGAGGCGGAGCUGGCGGCUCUGAAAAAGGAGAAGCUGCUCAAACAGCGGAGACACCAGAAGCUGCAGGUUCUGGCUACGUCCCAGGCUGACGCCGCUCUCCGCCUGGCCUCCAAGCGGGACUCUGCCACGGACAGGCUGAGGGAGGCCCAUUCCCAGCUGGGGGCGGAGAAUGCAGGGACCAACGCAGCUCUCCAGACCCUCGCGGACGAGGUGAGGAAGCUAGGAGCAUACCUCAGAAUAGACCCAGAGUCCAAGGUAGGGAAGGAUCGGGAAGAGACAGCGGCUUCCGGUCCUGUCCUCUCCGCCGCCCGUCCGAGGCCUCCAGUCCUGCUCUCCCAACUGUCUUUGGAGCCCUAUCUCCGUCAGGAGGAGCUCAACACCAAGGCACUGUCCUGCCUCACACAGAGGCAGUUCUUCCAGGGCAUAGGUGACAUGGUGGAGACUUCCUGCUCCGAACGCUUCCAGCUCCUGGACCUCAGCCUCUGUGGGAAUGAGGAGGAGGAGGAGGGGGGUGAGGAGAAGAAGGAGGAUGGGAAAGAGGUAGAGGAGAGAGUGGUGGAGAAGAGGAGAAAGGAGAUGGCCAGGCUCCAGUGGGGUUAUAUGGUGGCCCAGCACCAGCUGGUCAAGGCCAGGGCGGAGGAGCGGGGAGCCAGGGCUGGACUGGACUGGAUGACGGAGAACCUGCGGUCCUUCACCAAAGGCACCACCUCCUCAUCUCUUCAGGCGCGUGAGGCUGUGGCCCGGCGGGAGCUGCAGGGUGCGACGGCAGAUAUGGAGUCCCUUCUCCAGGGGCCUGUCGCGGCCGCUCUGAGGGAGGGUGCCAGACUUCUCAACGUGCCUGUGGUGAGGGGAGACCUGGACCUGCAGCUGGCCAGACAAGACUACUACACAUCCAAGCAGGAGCAGGUCCGGGACCACCUUUUGCGGCAGAAGGCCUCGUUUGAGCUGCUCCUCCUAGCCCAGCAGCUAGAGCUGAGGUGGGAGAAGGAGGUGCUGAAGCACCUAGUGGAGGUGGCGGCCUGGCUGGUGGAGAGAGGACAGGAGACCGCUGUCAGGAGCCAGACCUUCUCCCAGCCUGAGUUGUCUCACGUCAUGAGACACAGUCCUCAGUCCAUCAUCAGCUCUAAGGAUGGGGCCUUCACCAGGCUUCUUCAGAUCUUGGAGUCGGGGCGCGUCUCUGUUGGCAGUGGUCAAGGGCAGCCGUUCCGCACCUACGAGGGGUUAGAACAUGCCGCCCGCGGCCUGCGAGCGGAGCUACGGUCCAACCACGAGGCCCUGGCCGGCGCCGUCAACCAGCAGCACUACACGGGUGCCCGUCUCCACGGCGACUGCGAGGCGUUGCGCCAGGCGACCUUCACAAGGUUGCACCAGCUGUUGUUGGCGCCGCAGGUAUGUCCUACGGCGAUGUCACAUGGCCAGGAGCUCUGCCCCAACGCACAGGAGUUGACAGUGAAGCUGGCAGACCUGGAGGUGCAGCAGAAUGCUCUAUACAAGCUGAUGCAGGACGUGAUGGGGGAGAUCCGGGAGAAACGCUCCCAGCUGGACCACAGCAUCCUCCUCAGGAGAGAGAGGGAGCUGUACGUCUACUUCCACCUCAACCCCAAGCUGUUGAACAAAGUGGUGGAGGAGCUGGAGGGCAAAGCGUCCGCCUGCAAGAAGAGCCGGUCGUAACGGGACUCGCUGACGCUCCAACAUCACCUCUCCUGCGGCUCCUUUCUCUGGGUGGAUGACCGGUUGUUAUGGACGGAUCAACCUAUAGCACACAUCUCCCCCACCUGCCUUGAAAGAAGCGACCAGCGUGAUGCCUCCCCCUCCCCUUUAACACCUGCUGUUUUGGGUUUGAUGCACCGCCUCCACCUGUGAAAACAGUGGAGGAUCUUGCUGGAAGGAGUGGAAAAGCCUGUAGGCGAAGUGUCCCCUGAGGGAGGGUGCAGCCCCGCGCAUCUCUUACCCAGCCUUUACCCUGCCCUGUUUCCUCCCUGUGCAUCCUUUUAAUGAAUCAACCCUGGAUUGUCAGAUGUGACGGGGAGUGUUUUUGGGCGAAAGACAGUGGGAUGAGGACGGACUGUUGAGUCCUCCCGUUCAGUUCAGAUGUAAUGCUAAUGUCGUGCUGAAAUGUUUAAUCACUAGUGGCUUUUGUCCAUGUUCUUGUAAGCACCUUUUGUUGUAUUUGUUGUCAGCCGUAAAUAAUUAAUAUUAUUGACUAAUAAAAAAAGUCAUCUGUGA